This is a messenger RNA of Danio aesculapii, 1352 nucleotides long. It is a transcript of the gene mak16, whose product is annotated as MAK16 homolog (S. cerevisiae). Gene Ontology annotation, biological process: maturation of LSU-rRNA; maturation of 5.8S rRNA. The transcript is spliced from 10 exons. Bases 200 to 1108 code for a protein of 302 amino acids. The record is from RefSeq and is a predicted model, not a curated record. Gene Ontology annotation, cellular component: preribosome, large subunit precursor; nucleolus. NCBI's taxonomy places the organism in Eukaryota, Metazoa, Chordata, Actinopteri, Cypriniformes, Danionidae.
AACGAAGAAGAGCUUGCGUGGUGGAGUAGUUCAUGCGGUGUUAACAUGGCUGCCAUCUAUAACUUCCAUGUGGUGUUUCAUUUUAUCACAAAUUAACUGUGCUGUCAUCAUUUUUCUUAUCGGUAAAGUUAGUUUCAUUGUAUCGGAUUAACAUUGAUAUUUACGUAUUGAGAGCUGGUUGUUCUAAGAAGCUGUCAGAAUGCAACACGACGACGUUAUAUGGGACCUUAUUGGCAAUAAGAGUUUUUGUUCAUAUAAAGUUAAAACGAAAACUCAGCAGUUCUGCCGAAAUGAGUACAACAUCACAGGCCUUUGCAAUAGAUCAUCAUGCCCCCUUGCCAAUAGUCAGUAUGCAACUAUAAGAGAAGAAAAAGGCCAGUGUUUUCUCUACAUGAAAGUUAUUGAGAGAGCAGCAUUUCCUUCUCGCAUGUGGGAGAAGGUGAAACUUGACAGAAACUAUGCAAAGGCUUUGGAACAGAUCGACGAGAACCUCAUCUACUGGCCUCGGUUUAUCCGUCACAAAUGUAAACAGCGAUUGACCAAGAUCACCCAGUAUCUCAUUCGAAUCCGCAAGCUCACAUUGAAAAGACAGAGAAAACUGGUUCCACUCAGUAGAAAAGUAGAGAGACGAGAAAAGAGGAGAGAGGAAAAAGCUCUUAUUGCUGCUCAGCUGGAAAAUGCCAUAGAAAAAGAACUGCUAGAUCGGCUAAAACAAGGAACAUAUGGAGACAUAUACAACUUCCCCAUCAAUGCCUUCGACAAAGCUAUGGAAAAACAGGAUGAAGAAAGUGAAUCUGAGGAGGAGGAGGAAGAGGAAGAUGAAGAGGAGUCUGGAACGAGAGAAUUCAUUGCGGAGGAUGAGUUUGAAGAGAGUGAUCUCAGUGAUUUUGAGGAAUUGAACAACCUGAAGGACAGCAGUGACGAAGAAGUGAACGAUGAAGAGGAGUCCAGUGAGGAGUCAGAGGAUGAGUCUGUGGAGGAGGUGAAGAGCAAGGCCAAAUCUAAAGGAAAAGCUCCGCUCAAAGGCCCAAGCAGGAAAAAGCGGGCCUAUGUGGAGAUUGAGUACGAACAAGAGACAGAACCAGCUCAGAAAAGCAAGGCUACAUAGAGACUCUGUGGAACGUUUCCAAAUAAUGGAAUGUGAUCUUUUACCAGACACUUGGAUUCAGUAAGAUCGUACAUUGGUGUGUGUUCUCCCAACACUCCCAUUAAAAGCUUUCUUGUGGGAUUUUUUUUUUUUUUUACAUUAAAUUAUGCUGAUGCCAAGCAUAAGUGCUAUUUUAAAUGUACAUUUGGAUCAACUUUGAUCCAUAUACAAAUAAUAAAAUUAAGUUCGUAUGACAUGCAAGGUA